AUGGAAGCAGAGCUUUCAAUGCACCAGCGAAGCUGUGACAGAGCCCUCAGCAUAGGCAAAGACGACCACUUCAGCCUAAGGGCCAGCUUUCUGGUUCAGGUGUCAGAGCUUAAACUUUGGAACAAAUACCGAAUCUCCAACAUUCCGUCGCUAAUAUUCCUAGAUGCUACCACAGGGAAGGUUGUGUGCAGGAAUGGGCUCCUGGUGAUCCGAGAUGACCCAGAAGGUUUGGAAUUCCCUUGGGGACCUAAGCCCUUCCGGGAAGUCGUUGCAGGACCCUUGCUGAGAAAUAAUGGGCCAUCACUGGAGAGCAGCAGCCUGGAGGGCUCUCACGUGGGAGUCUAUUUCUCUGCACACUGGUGUCCACCCUGCCGAAGCCUCACUCGAGUGCUAGUGGAAUCCUACCGGAAGAUCAAGGAAGCAGGCCAGAAGUUUGAGAUCAUCUUUGUCAGUGCAGACAGGUCAGAGGAGUCUUUCAAACAGUACUUCAGUGAGAUGCCAUGGCUCGCUGUCCCCUACACUGAUGAGGCCCGACGGUCGCGUCUUAACAGACUGUAUGGUAUCCAAGGCAUCCCCACGCUCAUCGUGCUGGACCCACAGGGGGAGGUGAUCACUCGGCAGGGCCGAGUGGAGGUGCUCAAUGAUGAGGACUGCAGGGAGUUCCCGUGGCACCCGAAGCCCGUGCUGGAGCUCUCAGACUCCAAUGCUGUGCAGCUCAAUGAAGGCCCCUGCCUGGUCCUCUUUGUAGAUUCUGAGGACGAUGGAGAAUCUGAGGCAGCCAAACAGCUGAUCCAGCCAAUAGCUGAGAAAAUCAUUGCCAAGUACAAAGCCAAAGAAGAGGAGGCACCACUGUUGUUCUUUGUGGCCGGGGAGGAUGACAUGACUGACUCCCUUCGAGAUUACACCAAUCUGCCAGAGGCCGCACCUUUGCUCACCAUUCUGGACAUGUCAGCCCGGGCCAAGUACGUGAUGGAUGUAGAGGAGAUCACCCCAGCCAUUGUGGAGACUUUUGUGAAUGACUUCCUAGCAGAAAAGCUCAAACCAGAGCCCAUUUAGUGGGCUCUGACCUCUUGAGACAGUAUUUAAGGCUCAGUCUUCUCCUCCCCUUCCUUCUCUCCGCCCUUGGACUUUUCCAGCGUGUCCAACCUCUGUGGUGCCUUGUUUCUGCAUUAAACAACUCAGCUAGCACCCAUGAGUGCACAUCCUCACAGCGGCGGCAGGACCCACUGUGUCUGGAGACUGCUUGGGAUGUGUGACAAUGGCCUGACCAGCUAGCACCAGAACUGCCACAUUCUCCUGGUCACUAGCUCUUGGUAAAGGACCUUCCAGGUCUUCUGCAGAGUGAGCAAGCAGGGACAAUGGAUUGGGGCUCUGACUCUGGGGUCAGUACACACAACCCAAGCCAGAGGGAACUUUCCUGUGACGCUCGUACCUAUGGGAGUUACAGAGGAAGGCCCAUGGUCUCAGCGGCCAUCAGUUGAGAGCUGUUGGUGAAAAUAUGCUCUGGAAGGACAUAUUCUUUCUUGGUCUGAGGGAAAAACAGUGCAUCAGUGAGUUCUUGGGCAGGGGACCUCCAAAUCUUUAAAGAAACUUGUGGGUGUUUGUUUUGGUGGGAAGAUGAAUAGCUGCGCUAACUGUUCAUAGUGUGCUUCUGUGUGAUUAGUUUCUUGAUCUAUCUUUCUUCCUUGUUCUUGACCAUGCCCGUGUCUCUGCCCACACAAACAGCUCCCAUUGGCUUGGAAUUUUGGUAAUGAAUUCUCCCCGUUGGGCAUCCUCCCAACACUGAAGCCUGGGUUCCCAGAGAAGUACUGCCAGUUGUCAGGGACCUCUCUGUGGGCUGGUUCUGUGCCUGAGGCCGGUGGACCUCUCUCUGUAGAGGCACCUGCAGCUCCUUCCUAUUCCAUUUUCUUUUCAAGCUGGAUCCAAAAGGCAAUGAGAAUUUUCUUUUCCCUAGGAACCUGCAGGAGGGGCUGUGCUCUAGUGGCAUAAGAGCAAAGGGCAUGCCAGCUGGAGUCGGCCUUGACCUCCUUUGCUCAGCCCAGGUAGCUAAACUGACCACAAAAAGGGAAGCACCAGCUAUGUUCUUAGGAUCUGGACUUUGCCCUAGAGAUUUCCAGGAGUUUAGUCCAUCACAGUUCAAAGCGGCCAAGUGCCACCCUCAGCUCUAUUCAACCAUUUUUUUUUUUUCUUUUUGAAAACCCAGCCAUCCUCCCCCAACAAGCUAUUGACACUGUUGUUCCUUGCUGAAUUGGAUUGUUGAUUUGUAGUUCAGAGGUACAACAUUAGUUGGUACUUAGUCUGUUGGAUGUUGCCAGCCUGAAAUGCAAUCACCUAGAAAGAAAUAAAGCAGGCCUCUCUGGACCUUAUUCUUCA
Cricetulus griseus (Chinese hamster) is the source of this 2373-nucleotide messenger RNA. The record is from RefSeq and is a predicted model, not a curated record. NCBI's taxonomy places the organism in Eukaryota, Metazoa, Chordata, Mammalia, Rodentia, Cricetidae.